AUGCAACAACAAUAAAGAUAAGAAAAUUAGCACUCUAACAUUUCUUUUCCUAAUGAGAAUCAAAUAAUCCUAUAAAAAUUAAUCCAUCUUUUAUAAAAUAAAUAGAGAAAACCAAAGCCUUAAUUUGAACAAAAAAAUGAUGAAGAGGAGAAUCAUUUUGAUACCCUUUUGGAAUAUAGAGAGAAUGGCUCUCAUCUAUCAUAAUAAUAAUCCACAGAUACUUAUUAAACUUACAUUUCAAUUAAUAUUUCUGAUUAUGAAGCUCUAGUGUUAAAAAAGAUUCUUUAGGAUCUAUUAAGAGAUGCUUUAUUGUAAUAAUCAGAUUAUGAGAAAAAAUAAUAAGUGCAUUCAGACUUAUAAUAUUAAUAAUACUCUUCUCUUAUUUAUGAUCCUUAAUAAAGCAGCAAUUCAGAUAUUGUUUAAUCUACAGAAUAUGAGGAUUUAGACGACAAUAAAAAGACAAAGAAUUUAAAAAUCUUGAAUACAAAAUAAUUAUUAAAUAGUUUUUUAAAUAUGAAAAAAAGAUAUGAAAAAUAUUUAUAAGAGAUUGUGAGUACAAAACAGACUAAUAAUAAUAGAGUUCGUGUUAGUAAAUUAAAAAGUAAUAUUCCUAAAUUUUUAAAUUAAUAAAAAAUUAUGCAUUAGGAAAAAAUAAUUCUUGUGUAAUGUAGAUAAAUGAUGGAAGAAUACGAAUUAAUAUUCUAAUAAUUUGAUUAAGAAAUAGAGGAGUUAAAUCAAUUAUAUAUUAAAUGA
Messenger RNA from Paramecium pentaurelia, 753 nucleotides. NCBI's taxonomy places the organism in Eukaryota, Ciliophora, Oligohymenophorea, Peniculida, Parameciidae. The record is from the annotation of a GenBank genome assembly.